Molecule: messenger RNA, 3382 nt
Organism: Pseudopodoces humilis (Tibetan ground-tit)
Lineage: Eukaryota; Metazoa; Chordata; Aves; Passeriformes; Paridae
Gene: INTS6
Product: integrator complex subunit 6
Biological process (GO): snRNA 3'-end processing
Cellular component (GO): integrator complex
Source: RefSeq, a predicted model, not a curated record
GGAAGGUUAGCCAGCAGCGCAGCCCUAUCCGCCUCUCCCUCAUAAACCAGCCUGUGUUGGGUUGAGCAGGCCCCUCACACAAAGGAGGGCAGGGCAGGCAGGGCUGCCCCCCCUUCCCCCCCGCCUCGGCAGAGGGGCAGCGGGGAGGCGCCCUUCCCCGUGCACAGCACUCACAGCCACUUACUCCUCUCCCGUCCCCCGUCUUCUCUCUCUUCUCCCCUUUUCCCCCUCACCUCCCCCCACGGUUCUCCCCUCAGCCCCCCGCCCGCUGUCCAUGUAGCCGUCCGGCCGCCGGCCCCUCCGCACUAUGCCCAUCUUACUCUUCCUGAUAGACACGUCCGCCUCCAUGAACCAGCGCACCCAUCUGGGCACCACCUAUCUGGACAUAGCCAAAGGCGCUGUAGAGACUUUCAUGAAGCUCCGAGCCCGGGACCCGGCCAGCAGGGGAGACAGGUACAUGCUGGUCACUUUCGAGGAGCCUCCCUACGCUAUCAAGGCUGGCUGGAAGGAAAACCAUGCAACGUUUAUGAAUGAACUGAAAAACCUUCAAGCUGAAGGACUUACGACUCUUGGCCAGUCCCUAAGGACAGCUUUUGAUUUAUUAAAUUUAAAUAGAUUAGUAACUGGCAUAGACAACUAUGGGCAGGGACGCAACCCUUUUUUUCUGGAGCCAGCAAUAAUUAUAACAGUUACUGAUGGAAGUAAAUUAACUACUACCAGUGGGAUACAGGAAGAGCUCCAUUUACCUCUCAAUUCCCCUCUGCCUGGAAGUGAGUUGACUAAGGAACCCUUUCGAUGGGAUCAGAGGUUAUUUGCUUUGGUUCUUCGUUUGCCUGGUAUUACAGCACCAGAAUCGGAGCAGAUGACAGGGGUACCUGUGGAUGACUCUGCUAUCACACCGAUGUGUGAAGUCACAGGAGGUCGAUCAUAUUGUGUGUGCUCUCCAAGAAUGCUGAAUCAAUGUCUUGAGUCAUUGGUGCAAAAAGUACAAAGUGGAGUGGUAAUAAAUUUUGAAAAAGCUGGUCCAGAUCCCUCACCAAUUGAUGAUGGGCAGGUGGAGAUAUCCAGACCCUUUGGACCCCAGCCUUGGCACAGCUGUCACAAACUUAUCUAUGUCAGGCCAAACCCUAAAACUGGGGUUCCUAUAGGUCAUUGGCCUGUUCCUGAAUCCUUUUGGCCAGAUCAAAAUUCUCCAACACUGCCACCUCGUACAUCUCAUCCUGUGGUGAAAUUUUCCUGUACUGACUGUGAACCGAUGGUCAUUGACAAACUGCCUUUUGAUAAAUACGAGCUGGAACCUUCACCACUGACCCAGUUUAUCCUGGAAAGAAAAUCCCCUCAGACCUGCUGGCAGGUGUAUGUGAGCAAUAGUGCAAAAUACAGUGAACUUGGUCAUCCUUUUGGUUACUUGAAAGCUAGUACAGCGCUGAAUUGUGUUAAUUUAUUUGUGAUGCCUUACAACUACCCAGUCCUGCUUCCACUGCUAGAUGACUUGUUUAAAGUACAUAAGGCAAAGCCUACAUUGAAGUGGCGUCAGUCAUUUGAAAGUUAUUUGAAGACAAUGCCUCCUUAUUAUCUUGGGCCUUUGAAGAAAGCUGUGAGAAUGAUGGGAGCACCAAACCUUAUAGCUGACAAUGUGGAAUAUGGACUUAGUUACAGUGUCAUUUCAUAUCUCAAAAAGUUGAGUCAGCAGGGGAUUACUGGGGAAAUUCCUCAUAGACCUCUAGACCUCAAUAUGAAGGAGUAUGCUGGGUUCCAAAUAGCUUUGCUGAAUAAGGAUUUGAAACCUCAGACAUUUAGAAAUGCCUAUGACAUACCCAGAAGAAAUCUUUUGGAUCAGUUAACACGAAUGAGAUCUAAUUUACUGAAGAGUACUCGCAAGUUCCUCAAAGGACAAGAUGAAGAUCAAGUUCACAGUGUACCUAUAGCACAAAUGGGAAACUACCAGGAGUAUCUAAAACAAAUACCUUCUCCACUCCGAGAACUUGAUCCUGAUCAACCACGAAGGCUUCAUACAUUUGGCAAUCCAUUCAAAUUGGACAAAAAGGGAAUGAUGAUAGAUGAAGCAGAUGAAUUUGUAUCGGGACCUCAAAAUAAACAUAAAAGACCCGGAGAACCAAAUAUGCAAGGGAUUCCGAAAAGGCGACGUUGUAUGUCCCCCCUGCUCAGAGGGCGACCACAAACUCCUCCAGUUGUCAAUAACCACACUGGAGGAAAAGGGCCACCAACACAACUUGCACAAGCACAGCCUGACCUUGUUAAACCCAUUGCUGUUCACAAAACAUCAGAAGCAAAUAAUGAAGCUGGAGUUGAUGAUGUCAUUGAGAAUCACGUUACAGACUCCCUUUCAUCAGAUGUUUUCCCAAAUGCUGUGAAUUCAGAGUUUUCACUGUCCUCUUCACCAUUCAAUUCAUUGGAUCGACCGACAGCACAUACAGAGGAUGCAGGCCAUGAACAUUUAGGGAAUAAUUUGAAUGUUGAUGGGUUUUUGGAGAAUCACGAGGAAUCAGGUAGUAAAGAGCAGAGUGUGGAAGAGAGCAUGACAACAUCUUCACCUAGCAAAGGGAAAAAAACAGUGCACUGCAGAAGUUCCAGAGAGAUUAAUAUAGAGCUAAGAGCACAAAUUAUGAAGGAGAUCCGAAAACCAGGAAGGAAGUAUGAAAGAAUCUUCUUUUUACUGAAGCAUGUACAAGGAAGCUUACAGACCCGAUUGAUAUUUUUACAGAAUGUUAUUAAAGAAGCUUCAAGGUUUAAAAAACGAAUGCUGAUAGAACAGCUUGAGAGUUUUCUUGAAGAAAUCCAUCGCAGAUCCAAUCAGGUCAACCAUAUCAACAGCAACUAAGAAAAUGCACAUAAGAGAGAGCCACAGCAGGGCACUGCUGUUCUUACUUGCAUUCAUUUUUGACAUGCACUCUUAAUCUCAAGUUCCUGUACCUGAAAGAAUGAGAAGCUGCUCAAUAAAAUGAUGAGAAGUAUCCAUCAUCUUUUUUUUUUCCUCACUUCUGUUAUUUUUGUAAUGUGAAAAAUACUAUGAAAACAUUUUUAUUUAACUAAAUUGAGAACUUCUUGCUUGUCAUGGACAUAAGUGUCACUUUCCCUCAGGUUCUAUUUUUCUUAAUCUAACCUUCAAAACUAUCACCUCUUAAGGUUGAACUUUGCCAAAAAGUUGCUUUGUAAUUUUCAAAAAAAAAAAAGCACAUACAUUAAAAAAGGUAAUGUUUUGUAUAUACAGUUAUUUUGGAUAUAUUAUUGUAAGUUGUAUAAAUGUAUUUUGAAAAAUAUUUAAGAAAAGCACUUUUGUUAUUCCAUCAAUAAAAUAUCUAUUUUAAUUUUUGUGUAGGUUUGAGUACAAUUUUUAUUGGAAUUCCUUGUUUUGCCUUCC